Molecule: messenger RNA, 2770 nt
Organism: Otolemur garnettii (small-eared galago)
Lineage: Eukaryota; Metazoa; Chordata; Mammalia; Primates; Galagidae
Gene: CHST1
Product: carbohydrate sulfotransferase 1
Exons: 3
Coding region: 720-1955 (411 amino acids)
Biological process (GO): keratan sulfate proteoglycan metabolic process; N-acetylglucosamine metabolic process; carbohydrate metabolic process
Cellular component (GO): Golgi membrane
Molecular function (GO): keratan sulfotransferase activity; N-acetylglucosamine 6-O-sulfotransferase activity
Source: RefSeq, a predicted model, not a curated record
GGAAGGACAUUGAGAAAGCACAUGCGUUCACUCCAUCAGCCAGGAACCAACAGGUCAACAAGAGGAGACAGUAAAGGGAGAGAACACGCCUGUCUCAGAGUUCUCUACCUGCCUCCUUCUAGUGCUUGGUCCCUCUUUUGCUCAUGCACGAGUAGGCUGGGGACAGGAAUCAGAUGCAAGUUGAAGGCCAAGUAUGUUUAAGCUAGAGGAACAGAAAGUCAAAUCUCCUCAGAGGGAAAGAGCCUGGGCUCUGGGGAAGCUGCCAGAUUGGGGUUAACCCAGGCCAAUGACUCCACCUCUGCGCCUUGGCCUUCUCACCUGUGAAACGAGCUGAUACCGCUUCCACAUGACAUUCUCGUGAGGAGAAAAUGAACUGGCACAGGGAGAGGGAAGUGCUCAGUAGAUUCAAUGCUGCCAUUGUGGUGUUCUAACUCCAACAUGCCUGCAUCACCCAGGUCAGGUCAGCACCCAGGUCAGCACCCUGGUCCACUUUUGCUUUGAGUUUCAGGUAGCUGGUCUCCUGCCUUCCUGUGGUUGGAAGAAGGAUUCCCCCGCCUAGCUGUCGCUUUGGAGCUGACCUUUCAACUGGAGGCCUGGGUCUGCUGGUCACAGGACUGUGGCUUGACCUGGAGACACUGACACCUGUGGACUCCCCAGCUUGGAGCAGCCACUCUUUGACCUGGAGCCGUGGAGCAGCAGCCCCAUGAAGGUGCCCAGCCAUGCAAUGUUCCUGGAAGGCUGUCCUCCUCCUUGCCCUGGCCUCCAUCGCCAUCCAGUACACCGCCAUUCGCACCUUCACUGCCAAGUCCUUCCACACCUGCCCGGGACUGGCCGAGGUCGGGCUGGCGGAGCGGCUGUGCGAGGAGGGCCCCACCUUUGCCUACAACCUGUCCCGCAAAACCCACAUCCUCAUCCUGGCCACCACACGCAGCGGCUCCUCCUUCGUGGGCCAGCUCUUCAACCAGCACCUGGACGUCUUCUACCUGUUUGAGCCCCUUUACCACGUCCAGAACACGCUCAUCCCCCGCUUCACCCAGGGCAAGAGCCCGGCCGACCGGCGGGUCAUGCUGGGUGCCAGUCGCGACCUCCUGCGGAGCCUGUAUGACUGUGACCUCUACUUCCUAGAGAACUAUAUCAAGCCUCCGCCGGUCAACCACACCACGGACAGGAUCUUCCGCCGAGGGGCCAGCAGGGUCCUCUGCUCCCGGCCUGUGUGCGACCCUCCAGGGGCUGCUGACCUGGUCUUGGAGGAGGGAGACUGCGUGCGCAAGUGCGGCCUGCUGAACCUGACCGUGGCUGCUGAGGCCUGUCGCGAGCGCAGCCACGUGGCCAUCAAGACAGUGAGGGUGCCCGAGGUUAAUGACUUGCGGGCUCUGGUUGAAGAUCCUCGGUUAAACCUCAAAGUCAUCCAGCUGGUCCGAGACCCUCGUGGCAUUCUGGCUUCGCGCAGCGAGACCUUCCGCGACACCUACCGGCUCUGGAGGCUCUGGUAUGGCACCGGGAGAAAACCCUACAACUUGGAUGUGACGCAGCUGACCACAGUGUGUGAGGACUUCUCAAACUCCGUGUCCACCGGCCUCAUGCGGCCCCCUUGGCUCAAGGGCAAGUACAUGUUAGUGCGCUAUGAGGACCUGGCCCGGAACCCCAUGAAGAAGACCGAAGAGAUCUACGGGUUCUUGGGCAUCCCCUUGGACAGCCAUGUGGCUCGCUGGAUCCAGAACAACACGAGGGGCGACCCCACCUUAGGCAAGCACAAAUAUGGCACCGUGAGAAACUCGGCCGCCACUGCCGAGAAGUGGCGCUUCCGCCUCUCCUACGACAUUGUGGCCUUUGCCCAGAACGCCUGUCAGCAGGUGCUGGCCCAGCUGGGCUACAAGAUGGCCAGCUCAGAGGAGGAGCUGAAGAACCCCUCAGUCAGCCUGGUGGAGGAGCGGGACUUCCGCCCUUUCUCCUGACGCGGGCACCGUGGGUAGGGUGGGAGGCACUUGGUGUUGGUUUUGAUAAAAUGGACCAUUUUUAACUGUUGCCUUAUCUCCCCCGCCCUGUCCCACCCCGCCUUUGUGUCCUCCUGCCCCCUGCCCACCCCACUUCUUUCUGCCUCUUUUUGUCUCUGAAAUUUGCACUACGUCUUGGACGGGAAUCAUUGGGGCAGAGGGCGUGGGAAGUGGGGUAUGAGCCCCACCUCGCCCCAUUCAGACACAUGGACGUUGGGUCUCUACAUGGACGGUGACAAUGUUUACAAGCCCCACACUCACACAUUCUCACACACGCACAUGGCCCACGAGGAGAGGCCACACAGCUUCUCAAGAGUUUUGAAUGGAUGAGUGGUCGGGGUAUUGUAGUUUCUGCACUGUCUUACUUACACAAGGUAAGAAGAUCUGAACAAAAGGACCACUUCUCUCUAAUUUAUGAAUGGUGUCCAUCCCUUCUGCAUUCCUGCUUCCUGCCCUGAGGACCAUGACCCCCCUUAGAGCAGAGAAACUGCCCCCUCCUGCCCGCCCUUGCCUGUCGGUGAGCAGGUUUUUACUGUGAGGUGAACGUGGACCUUGUUUAUUUUUUCCAAUCUGUGGUGAUGCUGUCUGUCUGUCUGAGUCUUGUGGCUGCCCCCGGACCAGUGAUGACUGAUGAAUCUUAUGAUUUUGAUUGAUCUUGGGGUCCAUCUGUGAUAUUUCUUUGUGCCAAAAAGAAAAAAACAAAAGAGUGGAUCAGUUUGCUAAAUGAACAUUGAAAUGCUUUAUCUGUGUUUUCUGUAAAUAAAAGAGUGCAAUAA